AACCUGAGAAACUUUCACGAAUUCCAUCAAAUACUAGUACAGUUACAACAAAUCCUGAAACAUUAGAAUCUACUUAUGAUAAUGAAAUAAAUGAAUCGGAGUUAAGAAGACGAAUAAUAAAUAUUGAAGCUACUGAUAGGAUAUCAAUAACACCGGAUAUUAUUAAUACAACCGUUGAACCUGAUUUUGUUGUUGAACAGAAUGGACCAUUUCAUGAAAACUUGAUAGCUGCAAUUCAUUUAUCUUCAUCUCCAGCUUGGAUAUCACGAAUACCAUAUAUCAUUAUGGUCAUUUAUUCACAUAUAUUUGAAGAACUUCUUGCAGUUGCUGACGUGCAAGAGGCAUAUCUAUUUUGUAAAGGACACUUUGAAAUAAUAAAAGAUUAUAUCAAAAAGUCCAAAUGGAGUCGUUCAUAUUCUCCAAUAAAAAUAAUUACUAAUGUAACACCUGAAGCGCGUUCAGUUGAAGACGCAAUGAGAAAAUUAGAUGCAAAACAGUUAAUUAAUUCCGAUUUUAUUCUCAUAUACUUUGAUGUUGUAUCAAAUAUACAUUUAGACAAAGUAUUGGAUGCUCAUAGGGCUCGAAAAUCUGUUGAUAAUAAUGCAAUAAUGACAAUGUUAAAGAAGCAAGUCCAUUUCACAGGACAAGGUGAAUCCCCAAUUUUCGUACUAGAUAGGAAAACUAAUGAAUGCGUUCAUUGUGAAACCGUGGAACUCUAUCUGCGUAAACGUCGCAUGGUUAUGGAUAUUGAAGUAUUCAAAAAGCAUGCCGAUGUUCAAAUACGUAAUGAUCUUAUCGAUUGUCAGGUUGAUAUUUGUUCAGUAGAGCGGUUGAACCAUGGAUCAAUCGGUCAUCAUCUGGGUGCUCAACUGGCGGUUGAUCAGUGGGUACCCACGGUUGGUGCAAAUCCGAAUAUAGGGAUUUAUUAUUGUAGUUUGGUCACUACACCAAAUCAUGGGCAGGAUUUGAAAGUUGCACACCGUUUGAUGAGUUGGCAAGGCUACAAGCACGUAUUAAGAACUAUCAAAUUCUGA
Molecule: messenger RNA, 1034 nt
Organism: Cetraspora pellucida
Lineage: Eukaryota; Fungi; Glomeromycota; Glomeromycetes; Diversisporales; Gigasporaceae
Source: the annotation of a GenBank genome assembly